This is a messenger RNA of Cavia porcellus (domestic guinea pig), 1590 nucleotides long. It is a transcript of the gene Tssk4, whose product is annotated as testis specific serine kinase 4. The record is from RefSeq and is a predicted model, not a curated record. The transcript has 4 exons. Gene Ontology annotation, biological process: protein phosphorylation; intracellular signal transduction. Gene Ontology annotation, cellular component: cytoplasm. The coding region runs from base 355 to 1332 and encodes 325 amino acids. Gene Ontology annotation, molecular function: ATP binding; protein serine/threonine kinase activity. Lineage: Eukaryota; Metazoa; Chordata; Mammalia; Rodentia; Caviidae.
AUUUCUCUGGGAAGGAGGAUUGUUCCAAACUGCACUUCAUGCUCACACUUGGUGAUGAUUUGUAGGUGAGAUGGGGAUUGUGAUGUGUGUGGAAUUUGAGACCUUGUGGAGUUCCAUAUCCAAGGGGAAGAAGUAACAACAGCCAGUGGAGACAGAAAGAAAGGCUUCUCUUAUUUGCUCCUUCAAACUCUUAGUGGGGCUCAGCCCAGCAUCCAGCCUUGUGUGACUGUACAGUCAAGCACCGGGACACUAACUUCACUGUGGUACCCUAGCUUUCUGUGGCCCAAGGCAUUGUCCUCUCAGGACACAGGCUCCUAAGCAGCAGAGCACACCUCUGUUGACAAGCCUGACGCUAUGGGGAAGGGAGACAGCCUAGAGGCAGUGCCAAAUGCCACCUCAAAUCGCUCUGUCCUGGAAGAGUACAAUUAUAAGGUGGGCAAGGUCAUUGGCACUGGCUCCUAUGGGACCGUCUAUGAGGCUUACCACACAAAGCAGAAGGUCAUGGUGGCUAUCAAGAUCAUCUCUAAGAAGAAGGCCUCUGACGACUACCUUAACAAGUUCCUGCCCCGAGAGUUACAGGUAAUGAAAAUCUUGCGGCACAAGUACGUCAUCAGCUUCUAUCAGGCCAUUGAGACCACAUCUCGAGUGUACAUCAUUUUGGAGCUGGCUCAGGGUGGUGACGUCCUUGAAUGGAUCCAGCGCUAUGGGGCCUGCUCUGAGCCCCUUGCUGGCAAGUGGUUCUCCCAGAUGACCCUGGGCAUGGCCUACCUGCACAGCAAGGGCAUCGUGCACCGGAACUUGAAGUUGGAAAACCUGUUGCUGGACAAGCAGGAGAAUGUGAAGAUUUCAGACUUUGGCUUUGCCAAGAUGGUGUCUUCUACGCAGACUGGCCAGAGCAGUGCCUCUUACCACCGAGCGAGUAUCGUUUCCCAAAUCAGUCAGACCUACUGUGGAAGCUUUGCUUAUUCCUGUCCGGAGAUCUUACGAGGCUUGCCCUACAAUCCUUUCCUAUCUGACACCUGGAGCAUGGGUGUCAUCCUCUACACUCUAAUGGUGGCUCAUCUGCCCUUUGAUGACACCAAUCUCAAGAAGCUGCUCAGAGGGACUCAGAAGGAGGUCACUUUCCCGCCUAACUAUGUCAUCUCCCAAGAGUGCAAGAACCUGAUCCUCCAGAUGCUAUGCCAAGCUGCCAAGCGUGCCACCAUCCUGGACAUCAUAAGGGACCCCUGGGUGCUCAAAUUUCAGCCCGAGGCACCCAGCUAUGAGAUGAAACUGCUUGAGGCCAUACAACAGGAUCCCAACACCAUGAAUCCUCCACAACCCUUGGAAUGAGCUGCAAAGUGGUUGAGGCAAGGGGCUGAGAGGAGCAAAGCAGAAGAGUUUGGGCUGACAAAUCUUUGACAACCAAAAUAAAUCCAAUUUUCACAUGCUUUUAUCAGAUAGGUUCAAAGAUAUUGUUUCUUAAAGGGAGUCAGUGGAAAAUUCUAGGGUCACUGGUGGAUUUCUGCUGUGAGCUUAAAACCAGUAAUCUUGGCAUCCGUUCAGGCAAGUUGGUAGUUCAAGUGCAUUCAACACCUGGUUUUGGAUUUU